AUGGAUGAUGACAGUGAUGCAGGUAUCUCUGGAGACAAAGUAGAGAUAGACCCUGUUACGAAUCAGAAAGCCAGCACUAAGUUUUGGAUUAAGCAGAAACCCAUCUCAAUCGAUUCUGACCUGCUCUGUGCCUGUGACCUUGCUGAAGAAAAAAGCCCCAGUCACGCAAUAUUUAAACUCACGUAUCUAAGCAAUCAUGACUAUAAACACCUCUACUUUGAAUCUGACGCUGCUACUGUCAAUGAAAUCGUGCUCAAGGUUAACUACAUCCUGGAAUCACGAGCAAGCACUGCCCGGGCUGACUAUUUCGCUCAAAAACAAAGAAAACUGAACAGACGUACAAGCUUCAGCUUCCAGAAGGAGAAGAAAUCAGGGCAGCAAUGACACUGGCCUCCAGCCCCAAUCUGUCACCAUAGCUCAGAGCCUUCCUGCCAGGGUCAGGUGGCCCUAGAGCCCACCCCAAGUCCUGCAGUCCUCGGGGGCAGGCCACCCCUGGCUCACAGACACAAGGCUGGGGGGCUCUUGGGGGAAUGGAGCUGGGGACAUCUCCACGGGACCGAAGACUGAGUGGCAGUGGCUUUGAUGAGCAGUGCCAGGGGGCCCGACGACACGCCCAGCCAUCUUCACUGCCCGACGGCCCUGCCUGAGGAUGUACAUAGCCAUGCCCAGACAUUUCCUUGCAACUUGAUCAAAUUUCUUAAAACAAACGAAGAACAAAGAUGUACAUUUCUUUUUUCUUUUUUUUCCUUUUAAUAAACAGGUGUACUCUUUAUCAUGGUUGGUAUGACGGGCCGUUCUUUGGGGCAGAGGAUUGAUCAUGUCAUUCUCUUUAAAACCUGUUCCCAUAUUGAACAGGCAGAUUGGAAAAGCUAUGGCUCGAUUUCUCAGAAGAAAUGUUUAGGGCUUAGUCAAUAGUUUUAACUAUGCCAUUUGUUUAAAUGAGUGCAUUGCUUUGAGGAUAGUAGCUUCCUAAAGUUAGGAUGGGGGGCCUGGUGGUGGGUGUCCCAGGCUCCCCCCUUCAGAAACCACCUCUCCUCAGCUCGUCCUGGCACCUCUUGGGUCCAGAGAUGCAGGACUGCUGGCCAAGCACGGGGGCGCUGGGAGAGUGGGGUGACAGCUGGUCUUCAGGUCACACUGAGCUCCCGGCCAGAAGUGGGCUUUUCCAUUUCUUAAAUAGCAAGUGUGUGUUUCAGCUAGCCAUUGGUCCUGCAGGUGGAGUUUUCCUGGGAUUGGCAGGGUCUCUGCUCUACUGACUCAGAAGGGCCUCUGCUCCCCUUCUUCCUCUCCAUGCAGUGCCUGCCUCCUUGUCUGAGCAGGCGGGAAGCUGCAAUUUCUCCCUCUGUUGGGAGCGAGGGUGAGCAGAGGCGGCAGGGCAGAGGGGAGCCUGCUCCCACGGGCUCCGACUGCUCGGGCGGGCGGGCAGGGGGUCAAGCACCCGCCGACACCACACCUCUGGCCACACCAGAUGCCUCUGCAGUCCUCCCCAGGGUCCCUCCCAGGGUGACAUCCUUUCGAGCUGUCUCCGGCCGGGGUCGAGGACCAGUCGUUUCAGCGAGGACCUGCAUUUCAAACAAUUUUUUAAAUUGUUGUAUAGGAAGAGAUGUGCCGAAAACAGCAUCUCAAAGUCGACUGUGUUUCUUUGCACUGGGGGCAUUUUAAUGAAUUCCCCUUUCAUUCUGAUCUUUGUUCAGCCAACAGAAGCAUCCUUUUCUAACGUCUUCCAUUCCCGCCCACCCCAGAAAUGAAAGAAAUAUUAUUUGUAGCUUGCUAUCUCUCUGUAUUUGAAUUUUUAGCAAUUUUAUAUUUAGAUAUCUUUGAAAAAUGUAAAUGACUAAUUUGGUCAUUAAAUCUUGUGGCAUAUUCAAUAUGAAAAUAUUAAAAUAAAAGUCAGAUAAAUACCA
Leptonychotes weddellii (Weddell seal) is the source of this 1901-nucleotide messenger RNA. NCBI's taxonomy places the organism in Eukaryota, Metazoa, Chordata, Mammalia, Carnivora, Phocidae. The record is from RefSeq and is a predicted model, not a curated record.